Pezoporus flaviventris is the source of this 2508-nucleotide messenger RNA. RefSeq names its product SIX homeobox 3 (gene SIX3). Gene Ontology annotation, cellular component: nucleus; transcription regulator complex. NCBI's taxonomy places the organism in Eukaryota, Metazoa, Chordata, Aves, Psittaciformes, Psittacidae. Gene Ontology annotation, molecular function: RNA polymerase II cis-regulatory region sequence-specific DNA binding; DNA-binding transcription factor activity, RNA polymerase II-specific. The record is from RefSeq and is a predicted model, not a curated record. Gene Ontology annotation, biological process: regulation of transcription by RNA polymerase II; eye development; brain development.
AAAAAAAAAAAAAAAGAAAAAAAGAAAAAAGAAAAAAAACAAACCAGGCUUUUCCACCAACCGCCCCGCUUCCCUCCCCCCCCGUGCGUUUGGGCGAAGUGGUAAAAACCUCCCUUACGUACUCCGUAAUGAUUGGCAGUGCUGACAGUGAUUGGCAGGGGCUGCCAUGGCAACGCCACAACGACACUCGGAAGACCAAUAGAAAAGCGAAACAAAAUGUUUCAGCGCUGCACUCACUGUGGAUUUAGGGGAGAUAUUAUGAGGCUGUUGUCAUUAGGGCGAUUGCUGUUGAAUCACUGAAUCCUGACUCGGCGGCGGCGCGGGGCCGGGUGCGUGUGAGUGCGCGUGUGUGUGCGUGUGUGUGCGCGCGUGAGCGAGCGCGGGUGCGUGCGAGUGAGUGUGAGCGCGUGUGUGUGCGUGUGUGUGUGUGUGUGUGUGUGUGUGUGUGUGCGAGCCCCCGUGCCUCUAUGUGGCUGUGUGUGCGUGUGCGGGUGUGGAUGCGUGCGCGGUGCGUGUGCCCUUUCCUCCCUUCUUCCUCCCUUUCUUUCUUUUCUCCUUGAUUCGUCUCCCCCUCUCCCCGGUCAUCCCAUGGUGUUCAGGUCCCCGCUAGAGCUUUAUCCCACCCAUUUCUUCUUGCCAAACUUCGCCGCCGACCCGCACCACCGCUCCCUCCUUCUCGCCAGCGGCGGCAGCGGCAGCGGCUCGGGCUGCAGCCCCGGUGCCGGCGGCGGUGGAGGCGGCAGCUCCCGGGCACCCCACGAAGAGUUGUCAAUGUUUCAGCUGCCCACACUCAACUUCUCCCCGGAGCAAGUGGCCAGCGUCUGCGAGACGCUGGAGGAGACUGGAGACAUAGAAAGGCUGGGGAGGUUCCUCUGGUCGCUGCCGGUGGCGCCGGGGGCAUGCGAGGCCAUCAACAAGCACGAGUCCAUCCUCCGCGCCCGGGCGGUGGUGGCCUUCCACACGGGCAACUUCCGAGAUCUCUACCACAUCCUGGAGAACCACAAAUUCACCAAGGAGUCCCACGGCAAGUUGCAGGCCAUGUGGCUCGAAGCGCACUACCAGGAGGCCGAGAAGCUAAGGGGUCGCCCGCUGGGGGCCGUUGAUAAAUACAGGGUGAGGAAGAAGUUUCCGCUGCCCAGGACCAUUUGGGAUGGCGAGCAGAAGACGCACUGCUUCAAGGAGAGGACUCGCAGCCUCCUGAGGGAGUGGUACCUGCAGGACCCUUACCCCAACCCCAGCAAGAAAAGGGAACUGGCUCAGGCCACGGGGCUCACCCCCACGCAAGUAGGCAACUGGUUCAAAAACCGAAGGCAAAGAGACAGAGCGGCGGCGGCUAAAAACAGGCUCCAGCACCAGGCGAUAGGACAGAGCGGCAUGCGGUCGCUGGCAGAGCCCGGCUGCCCGACCCACAGCUCGGCCGAGUCUCCGUCCACGGCUGCCAGCCCGACCACCAGCGUCUCCAGCCUGACAGAAAGAGCCGAGACGGGCACCUCCAUCCUCUCGGACAAGCACGAUUUCUCCUUUGCGCUUUUCCAUGGACGCAUUUCACCCACUUGCAUGAUGAUGAUGAUUAAAUUUGUAUCUGGGAAAAAAUAUUCUCUAUAGUCAAGGAAAAACAAACAGAAAACAGAAAAAAAAACCAAACGCAAACUCCCAUCGAAUUUGUACAAAAAUAAAAAAUGAAAAAAAAAAAAGAUUAAAAAGGAACUCCUUGAAGAGGGAAAUAACAAAUGUUUAUCGCCUUUUUGUUGGUCCUAUUUCUCUCUCUUUCUCUCCCCCUCUCCUUUUCUCUCUGUUUGUUAUUUUCUUUCUUUUUUUUUUUUCCAAGUCCAAGUGAUGGUCCAGCCAAGAUGCAAUUCUCUGUUAUUUCUUUUUUUUGUUCAGCAGACAAUCAUUUUAUUCGUAAGCACCUUUUUUCCUACACUUCUGUCACUGCCUGUGUGGUACUGGUUAUAAAUGUGAAAAAGAAUAGUUAUGACUGUAACAGAUUUUUAUUUUUAUUUCAAAAUUUUAUAUGAAUUAUGUAUAUCUUAAUGAUGCGGUCAUUUUCCCAGUUUGUAAUAUAUGUGUAGAAAUGCUUGUAUAUGAUAUUUGCGCUCCUCUUUCUUUCCUCCUUCCCCCCCCCCGCCCCCCCCCCCGCUCUGUCUAUCUCCCUCCCACCCUUUCUCCCUCUCUCCUUUUUAUUUUCCUUGACUCGGUGUUCCUUGCACAAACUUAGCUGUCAAGAGCUGACGUGCUAGGUUUUCAAAAGGGACCUCAGCGAUAGAAAAAAAAAAAAAAAAAGAAAGAAAAAAAAAACAAAAAAAGGAAAGAAAAGGAAAAAAAAAAAAGCUUAGGGUGCAACUGUAGUUAUCUUAUGCAAAAGCUAUUUUGAGUAUUUCAUAGCAGCUUUGGGGGGUCUCUUCUUAAACUCCACGUAGGACGCUUCAACUAUUGUUUCCUUAACUGCGUGUUUAUCUAUAUGUACAAACUUUCUAAAUCAAAUACAGUAUUCCAUUUUCUUAUCUA